UUCACGGAAAGAAUACACCCCAGUUGUUGGUAAGAACGUUCCGGGUUCCCAUCGAUAUCACAGCAAUAAUUUUAAAGGAUCUCGGGAGUUGACGCCGGAGGAAUUGCAGCGAGCUAGGGAAGUCUGUUAGGACCGCAGUCACAAGCCAUGUUCCAUUUUAGAGACUAGGAUAGGGUAUAUUUUAAGAGAUACCGGUUCUACAAGCCAUAAUUAAGACACUUGUUUUACGGUUAACAUAAGGCGACAGUGUUUCACAACUUUUACAGCGCAGAAUGCCUGUGAAAGGAGGCGGAAGAGUGGCUGUGUAUCCAGGCAAGGGCGAACAUGUCGGGAGCUCAGGAAUGGAGGAGACUGUUUGGGAGCAGUACACUGUGAACCUACAGAGGGACUCCAAGAUGGGGUUUGGUAUCGCUGUGUCGGGGGGGCGGGAUAACCCCAACGUGGAGAAUGGAGAGAUGUCAAUCAUCGUGUCAGACGUCUUGCAGGGAGGACCAGCUGAUGGACUACUGUUUGAAAAUGACCGUGUGAUCCAAGUCAACUCCAUCCUCAUGGACAACGUGCCUCAUUCCUUCGCUGUGCAGCAGCUACGCAAAUGUGGGAAGAUCGCCAAGAUAACGGUGAAGAGACCUCGGAAGGUGGCUCUCCACUCCCUGAAACACCCGCCCUCCCCUGGUGCCGAGAGUCGAGACUUCGGCUCAACCCGCUACUACGAUGCCGAUGACAACCAGAGCGACGGGGGCUGGCAUCGUGGCAAUGGUGGUCCUGGUUACAACCGCGAGCCUCGCGACCUCACCCCCGACAACAAGAGCUACCUGGACCCCAACUACGGCAGCCGUGGUAACCGGGGGAGAAGCCGGGGGAGGAGCAAAGAGAGGGCGUCGCCAAGCCCAGAGCCUCACCACGACAACAGCAGUGGGCGGGCCUUGGACCGGGAGCCGCCCAGUCCAGAGAGGCCACAGUAUCCACGGGAACGCAGUCGGGGGAGGAGCAUGGACCGGGAUAGAGGAGGAGGAAGUCCAGGUGGGAGGAGCUACAGCCGGGGAGACAGCUACGAGCGAGGAGGGGGAAGGUACGGGGAUGGGGGAGGUACCGGGGGGAGGAUGGUGAAGAGUAAGAGUAGAGACAACCUCCGUGAGCCGUCCCGUUCGCCCUCUCCUGACCUCCCCCGAGGAGGAGCUGGAGACCUGGAGCCCCUGGAGAAACCUGUUAAUGUCCUGCUGGUCAAGAACAGACCCAACGAAGAGUAUGGUCUGCGUCUGGGCAGUCAGAUAUUCAUCAAGGAGAUGACCAGUACAGGACUGGCUGCCAAGGACGGAAACCUACAGGAGGGAGACAUCAUCCUCAAGAUCAAUGGGACAGUAACAGAGAACCUCUCUCUGAACGAUGCAGGGAAGCUCAUAGAGAAGUCUAGAGGAAAACUCCAACUGGUCGUCCAGAGAGACCGCCGCCAGAUCCUCAUCCGUAUCCCGCCCCUCGUAGACUCCGACUCCGAACCUGAUGAUAUCUCAGAGAUGGAGUCCUACUCCCCACAGGAGGACCGUAGAUCUCGCCAGUCGGACCUAUCUUCCCACUCCUCCAACGAGAGAGAGAACCCCAGACCUCUAACUAGCCUGGAAGACUCUCCCAGGGUAGCCAAGAUGUCUGCCAUGGCCUCGCCCUUUAGGGUGCCCCCCCUACAGGACCCAAACGCCCCGGGCCCUGCCAUACUGACCUCAGAGGGACUGCCACGCCUCGACGAGCAACCAGCGUCAGCAAAGAUUACUCCUAAGAUUCUGCUACGCCCCAGCCCAGAGGAUGAAGAGCUCUAUGGCGCUAACACGGUGAUGGUGAGUUUCCAGAAGGGGGACAGUGUGGGUCUGAGGCUGGCGGGGGGUAACGAUGUGGGCAUCUUCAUCGCUGGCAUCCAGGAGGGUAGUCCUGCCGAGGAGGAGGGGCUACGCACAGGAGACCAAAUCAUGAAGGUGAAUAGCGUUGACUUCCGAGGCAUCGUGAGAGAAGAGGCUGUUCUGUUCCUGUUGGAGAUUCCUAAAGGAGAGGACGUCACCAUACUGGCCCAGAGUAAACCUGAUGUCUACAAUGACAUCCUGGUGUCUGGUCGUGGGGACUCGUUCUUUAUCAGGACUCAUUUUGAGUAUGAGCGGGAGGCUCCCCAGAGCCUGGCCUUCUCCAGAGGGGAGAUCUUCAAAGUGAUGGACACUCUCUACGAUGGCAAGCUGGGCAACUGGCUGGCCAUCCGCACCGGCAAGGACAAACAGCUGCUGGAGAAAGGCAUCAUCCCCAAUAAGAGCAGGGCUGAUCAGAUGGCGAGUGUACAGAACUCCCAUAAGGCUGCUGGCACAGACCGCGCUGACUUCUGGCGUCUGAGAGGUCAAAGGGCAGCCAAGAGGAAGGAGCUGAGGAAGAGCAGAGAGGAUGUCGGCGCUACGCCCAUCGCCACACGCUUCCCUGCGUACGAGAGAGUCGUGCUCAGAGAGGCUGGUUUCAGACGUCCUGUGGUUCUGUUUGGUCCUAUAGCUGAUGCAGCCAAUGACAAGCUAGCCAACGAGCUGCCUGACCUGUUUGUCAUCGCCAAAACGGAGCCUAAAGAUGCCGGGUCGGAGAAAUCCUCAGGAGUGGUGAGACUUAACACCAUCCGCCAGAUCAUCGAGCAGGACAAGCAUGCCCUGCUGGAUGUGACUCCCAAGGCGGUGGACACUCUGAACUACACCCAGUGGUACCCCAUCGUCAUCUUCUUCAACCCAGACAGUAAACCAGGGGUGAAGGCCAUGAGGCAGAGGGUGAUACCUGGGUCCAACCGCAGCGCUAGGAAACUUUAUGAACAGGCUGUCAAACUGAGGAAGACCUGCUCUCACCUAUUCACUGCUACUAUUGAUGUGAACUCGGCCAACGAUGCGUGGUAUGGCAGUGUGAAGGACUCUAUCAGGGAGCAGCAGACUCAGGCUGUAUGGGUGUCUGAGGGGAAGCUGGACUGGACGGAGAUGGACAUUGAUCUCCAUGACGACCGCAUGUCAUACCUGUCAGCCAUGUCAGCCGACUACCUGAGCAUGGACAGCCGAUUGGCCAGCGACUACGAUGACACGGCGGAUGAGGGUGGUGCUUACACGGAUAACGAGCUGGACAACGAGCCGGCUGACCAACUGCACGUGUCCGCUAUCAGCCGCUCCUCUGAGCCCGUGCUGGCAGAGGAGAUCCUGCGCAGGUGUAGUCCAGAGAUCCGUGGUCGUGUCAGGAGGGUGGGCAGCAGGGAGGUGCUCAGCAGCGCCAGCCCACCCCCCGCGGUUGUACCUGACCCCCCCAAGGUAAAGCUGCUGUUCAGGGAUGAGGUAGUCCCUCCCAUAGGGUCAUACGAGCCCCCCCCCAGCCGAGGCUACGACUCCCACUCCUCCAGCCCUGCCAGCGACCCCCCUCCUCUCCCUCGCACCCUUAACUCAUUUGGCAAGGCCAAGCCACUGGCACCUCCCCCCAUCGCCAUCAAACCUUCCUAUAAUACCCAGGACACCACCCGCAGCACGGCCCCAAACACAGCGGCCUUUAGGGGCCCGGAGGAGCCAGGGGAGAGCCCUGAGGACCCCAGCCUCAAGUCGUUCCUGGGGAAGAUCAAGGCCUUUGAGAAGAUGGACCACUUUGCACGCACUCAGAGGAUGCUGGAGCUGCAGGAGGCCCAGAACGCCAGGUUGGAGAUAGCUCAGAAGCACCCAGACAUCUAUGCUGUCCCUGUGAAGACCCAGAAACUGAAUCACAACCGGCCUCAGCCUAUAGGUUCCAGCUCACGUCCUGAGCCCCAGACCCCUCCCUCCAAGCUGCCAUACUCUGAGAGUUGUGGGUUCUACCCCAGUGAAGGGGAAGAAGAAGAGUACCGACGCCAGCUGGCAGACCACACCAAGAGAGGCUACUACCAGACCAACAACCAGAAAUACCAGGACACAGAACUGUAGACUAUGCUACCAACAACCAGAAAAUACAAGGACACUGAAUGAAGUGUAGCACUACUACGCGCCCACCUACCACCCUACCCCACUAAACUGUAGUGCCCCUUCUCUCCUGGACUCCCGACUACCCCUUAACACCCUAAAGUAACAAGACACAGGGCUGGUUGACAGACACCCACACGCUGCUGAGCCUUGCUCUGAUUGACUCAGUUCAGCGCACACAAACACACACUCUCAAUUCCACCGGGACUCUGCCCCCCUCCCAUGACCCUGCACCAAUACGCUGCUGACUCGGAAGCUGGCCAGUUUAAAGUUUUUCUUAAAUCCGCUUUUUUGCUUCAAAAAGUGGAUAGUUACCUCACUGUCUUUGUUAUUGUUCUUGUUUAAUUUCUAUUUGCUUGUUUGGUUGAGUUAUUUUGUUACACAGAUCUGUGUUAUUGUUAUGAUCCAUUUAAUCAGGAACCACAUGUUAUUUCUUGCCUAUGCAACUCCUUCAGUUUGCUGCCUGCAGAGCAACUGAAAACUAUUGCCACGAGUCCCUCUCUGCACUCCACAAGAACCUUAAACCUUACGAGUCCUCCAAGCUGUAUCUUCUUCUCGUUACUCCUUUCCUUUUGUACUAUAUCCAAUAUUAUAACCAGCUGUCUCCAAACUAUUUUAAAAGGUCACAUAUAUAUUAUUAUAUAUACAAUGUUUAUACUCCUCCAUCUUUGCAUUCCUUCCUAUAUGAUCAUGUGUGUGUGUGUAUUCAUACUAUAUAUAUAUAUAUGAGAGAGAUCGAGAGAGCGAACGAAAGAGACAAUAUAUUAUAAAUACAAUACACUGGAAUGUAAGAUUUUUUUAAGUGCCUUUUACUUUAUGAAUAACAUAAUGAGGUUUGGGGACAUCUGUCCAUGCAUGGCACCCCUGUCCCUGUCCCCUGGACCACACCACUCUGCUGCUCUCAAGCUUUUAGGGAAAACAGGGAACAAGAGACACCAAAACCUUAAUACUGUCCCCACUGUACCGUCCCUUUGUCCCUUCCUCCACAACGAUACUAUCCGUGACCAGUCCUGUCCCCCAGAGACAUGUCCAACAUGGGAACAGCAUUUAAUCAAAACCGCCUCCUGAGUGGCACAGCGGUCUAAGGCACUGCAUCGCAGUGCUAGAGGCGUCACUUCAGACCCGGGUUCGAUUCCAGGCUGCAUGCUGACUUCGGUCGCC
Molecule: messenger RNA, 5132 nt
Organism: Salvelinus namaycush (lake trout)
Lineage: Eukaryota; Metazoa; Chordata; Actinopteri; Salmoniformes; Salmonidae
Product: tight junction protein ZO-2-like
Exons: 23
Coding region: 273-3935 (1220 amino acids)
Biological process (GO): establishment of endothelial intestinal barrier; cell-cell adhesion; positive regulation of blood-brain barrier permeability
Cellular component (GO): plasma membrane; bicellular tight junction
Molecular function (GO): cell adhesion molecule binding
Source: RefSeq, a predicted model, not a curated record